AGCCCCGCCGGGCGCGCAGAGCCGCAGCCCGCGUCCCGGAGCCCCCCGGCCGGCCUGGCCCCGGCCCGGCCCCCAGCUCGCGCUCGCGUCCCCUGGGGCGACUGGGCGGCGAGGGACGGAGCGCCAGGCGGCGGGCGGCCGCGGGGCAUGAGGCGGGGGCGCGAUGUCGGUACCGCUGCUGAAGAUCGGGGCCGUGCUCAGCACCAUGGCCAUGGUCACUAACUGGAUGUCGCAGACGCUGCCCUCGCUCGUGGGGCUCAACGGCACCGUGUCCCGUGCGGGCGCCUCCGAGAAAAUCACCCUCUUCCAAAGCCCAGAGGAAGGCUGGCAGCUGUACACCUCAGCCCAGGCCCCCGAUGGAAAAUGCAUCUGCACGGCUGUGAUCCCUGCGCAAAGCACCUGCUCCCGAGACGGCCGGAGCCGGGAGCUGCGGCAGCUGAUGGAGAAGGUUCAGAACGUCUCCCAGUCCAUGGAGGUUCUUGAGUUGCGGACGUACCGGGACCUCCAGUAUGUGCGCAGCAUGGAGACCCUCAUGCGGAGCCUGGAUGCGCGGCUCCGGGCAGCCGACGGGUCCCUCUCGGCCAAGAGCUUCCAGGAGCUGAAGGACAGGAUGACAGAACUGUUGCCUCUGAGCUCGGUCCUGGAGCAGUACAAGGCGGACACACGGACCAUCGUGCGCCUGCGAGAGGAGGUGAGGAAUCUCUCCGGCAGCCUUGCCACCAUCCAGGAAGAGAUGGGCGCCUACGGCUACGAGGACCUGCAGCAGCGGGUGAUGGCCCUGGAGGCCCGGCUCCAUGCCUGCGCCCAAAAGCUGGGCUGUGGGAAGCUGACGGGGGUCAGUAACCCCAUCACCAUUCGGGCCAUGGGGUCCCGCUUUGGCUCCUGGAUGACGGACACGAUGGCCCCCAGCGCGGACAGCCGGGUCUGGUACAUGGAUGGCUAUUACAAGGGCCGGCGUGUCCUGGAGUUCCGCACUCUGGGAGACUUCAUCAAGGGUCAGAACUUUAUCCAGCACCUGCUGCCCCAGCCGUGGGCCGGCACCGGCCAUGUGGUGUACAACGGCUCCCUGUUCUACAACAAGUACCAGAGCAACGUGGUGGUCAAGUACCACUUCCGCUCUCGUUCUGUGCUGGUGCAGCGGAGCCUCCCCGGGGCCGGCUACAACAACACCUUCCCCUACUCCUGGGGUGGCUUCUCGGACAUGGACUUCAUGGUGGACGAGAGCGGGCUCUGGGCUGUGUACACCACCAACCAGAAUGCGGGCAACAUCGUGGUCAGCCGGCUGGACCCACACACCCUGGAGGUCGUGCGCUCGUGGGACACCGGCUACCCCAAGCGCAGUGCCGGCGAGGCCUUCAUGAUCUGCGGCGUGCUCUAUGUGACCAACUCCCACCUGGCCGGGGCCAAGGUCUACUUCGCCUACUUCACCAACACGUCCAGCUAUGAGUACACGGACGUGCCCUUCCACAACCAGUAUUCCCACAUCUCCAUGCUGGAUUACAACCCCCGGGAGCGGGCCCUCUACACCUGGAACAACGGCCACCAGGUGCUCUACAACGUCACCCUCUUCCAUGUCAUCAGCACCGCCGGGGACCCCUAGGGGCUGCCGUCGCCCGCGCUGCCACACGAGGGCCACGGGGGCCCUUUCCACUCCGCUGUGUCCCUCCGAAUUUAUCUGUCUCUGUCCUGCCCUCUCUUUCCCUCCCUCUCUUCCUCCCGGUACUGUUUUUUCUCUCUCCACCUUUGCGCCCAGCUUUCAUUCUCUGCCUCUGUAUUUCUGUUGGUGCGUUUUCUCUGUAUUGUCUCUUCUUUAUGAUCUGAUUUUGAUACAUCUUUUUUUUUUCUGAUGCCUCUGUCUCUUUCAUUUGAUCUGACUCUCCAGGUCUCUUUCUCUCUCUCUGCUUAUCUGUCUCUCUCUCUCUUCCCUCCCUCCCUUCCCUUUUUGCAUCCCACCCAGACCCUCUUCUCCUCUCCCCACAUCCCUUCGUCCCAACCCAAGGAGUUGAGUGCAUGGAUCUGUUUCUUUUUUUCUUUUUUUAAUUUACACUUUUUCUUUCCGGGUUGCCGGAAUAAACGGGAUCUUUGACAUUU
Messenger RNA from Bubalus bubalis (water buffalo), 2091 nucleotides. It is a transcript of the gene OLFM2, whose product is annotated as olfactomedin 2. The coding region runs from base 164 to 1600 and encodes 478 amino acids. Lineage: Eukaryota; Metazoa; Chordata; Mammalia; Artiodactyla; Bovidae. The record is from RefSeq and is a predicted model, not a curated record. Gene Ontology annotation, biological process: signal transduction. The transcript is spliced from 6 exons.